Molecule: messenger RNA, 1902 nt
Organism: Cucurbita maxima (winter squash)
Lineage: Eukaryota; Viridiplantae; Streptophyta; Magnoliopsida; Cucurbitales; Cucurbitaceae
Product: chaperone protein dnaJ GFA2, mitochondrial-like
Exons: 18
Coding region: 254-1591 (445 amino acids)
Biological process (GO): protein refolding; response to heat
Cellular component (GO): cytoplasm
Molecular function (GO): ATP binding; heat shock protein binding
Source: RefSeq, a predicted model, not a curated record
GUUUGGGCCUUUUCCUCCCUCCUUCAACGCCUAAAGCUUAAAAAUUAUAGAAAAAAGGCGAGCGAUCCUCCUCCUCCUCCUCCUCUUCUCUCUGCUAGAACCUUCCGCGCUUUCUUUCUCCAAUUAGGGUUUUUCAGGGUUUAUCAUAUCCUCCAUUUGCUAUCAGUCAAUUUCCUAUUUCAAUUCCUUCUCCCACCUACCUACACACCCAGUUUCAGAUACACCCUUAACCCUCUGCGUCACGUACCUCCAAAUGGUUCGCUCCGAUGGCCUCAGGCUCAUCCGUUUGUUGUCUCGUCGGUCCCUCACACCCCACCUCCCUCGCGAACCCUCAAGCUCCGUAAACGACGCGAUUCUUCAAGGGAGUUGUAGGCGAUUCACUUCUGGGGUUUGCAAUCAAUCCGUUGUUUUUGGAAAUUUCGCUUCCAAGAAUGUGAAUAAAAAGAACUGGUUUCAGUUGGGAGCUCUUGGGGCCAACCAUGGAGAAGCAAAAUUAAUUCAUGGCACUGCACAAAUGUCUGCUAGAGAUUAUUAUGAUACGCUGGGUGUGAACAAGAAUGCAACUGCAUCCGAAAUAAAGAAAGCAUACUACGGGCUAGCAAAAAAGCUUCAUCCAGAUACGAACAAGGAUGACCCCGAUGCUGAAAAGAAGUUUCAAGAAGUUAGCAAGGCUUAUGAGGUUUUGAAAGAUGAGGAUAAACGCCGACAAUAUGAUGAGGUUGGGCACGAAGCAUUUUCACAACAAGACCAUCACGGUGGCUUCCCUGGUGAAGGCUUUGACCCGUUUAGUGGAAUGUUUCGGGGAUUUGACUUCUCUAAUAUAUUUCGCCAGAACUUUGGUGGAGAAGAUAUCAAGGUUGCUUUGGAGAUAUCCUUUAUGGAAGCUGUCCAGGGAUGCACAAAAAAUGUGGCAUUUAAUGCUGCUGUGCCAUGUGAUACUUGUGGUGGCAGUGGCGUUCCACCUGGAACAAGACCUGAGACAUGUAGACGCUGUAAGGGCUCAGGCAUGACGUACAUGCAAACUGGCCCAUUCAGAAUGCAAGCCACUUGUUCGCAAUGUGGUGGAAGUGGAAAAAUUGUAUCGAAUUUCUGCAAGUCUUGUAAUGGAGAACGAGUUGUGAGAAGAUUGAAAACGGUUAAGGUGGACGUAAUGGCAGGGGUAGAUGAUAAUGAAACUAUGAAGGUGUUCAGGAGUGGAGGUACAGAUCCUGAUGGAAAUCAACCUGGUGAUCUAUAUGUUACUAUUAAGGUUCGCGAAGACCCCGUUUUCAAAAGAGAAGGCUCUGACAUUCACGUAGAUGCUGUUUUAAGCAUCACUCAGGCUAUAUUAGGAGGCACUAUCCAGGUUCCGACUCUAACGGGAGAUGUUGUCCUUAAGGUCCGUCCUGGCACUCAACCUGGACAGAAGGUUGUUCUGAAGAAGAAAGGGAUAAAAACGAGGAACUCGUACUCAUUUGGCGAUCAAUACGUGCACUUCAACGUCAGCAUACCAACGAGUCUUACUCCAAGGCAACGCGAAUUAAUCGAGGAAUUCUCGAAGGAAGAGCAAGGAGAAGACGAGAAACGCACCGCUGCUGGAGCAUCUGGCUAGAUGCAACAUUCCAAGAGGUAUUCUUUCUCAAAAAAAAAAGAAAAAAAGAUCCAACAUCCCAUUUUGUUGUAGCAAACUCUCUGAGUUCUAGAAAGGAAAGAUAAUGGUAUGGUUCUUGUACUAUGGAAAUAGCAAGGAGCCAGCCAGUAGUAGGGAAGUUUUGUAGGAGUAUUCUUGGUUGUAUUUAGGCGUGAGACGAACGCGAUACGGUAGAAAUACUGUAGUUUACGUUGUAUAGACAUAGACUCAGUUAUUUCUUUGCUUUUAUUUAUCAUAAUGGGGGCAUGAAUCAAUGUCCUCUACAUUAUAUA